Capsella rubella is the source of this 1217-nucleotide messenger RNA. RefSeq names its product caffeic acid 3-O-methyltransferase 1. The transcript is spliced from 5 exons. The record is from RefSeq and is a predicted model, not a curated record. Bases 77 to 1135 code for a protein of 352 amino acids. Gene Ontology annotation, biological process: methylation. Gene Ontology annotation, molecular function: S-adenosylmethionine-dependent methyltransferase activity; O-methyltransferase activity; protein dimerization activity. Lineage: Eukaryota; Viridiplantae; Streptophyta; Magnoliopsida; Brassicales; Brassicaceae.
AAGUCUCAAAUACUUUGAUCGGUUCUUUAAAGUUUACUUGGCGAGUCAAGAUUCAAGAAGCAAAUAGAAUCAGAAAAUGGAAGAACAAAACCUAUCUUUGUAUGCAAUGAUCUUAUCGAGCUCCUCUGUUCUUCCCAUGGUUCUGAAGACAGCUAUAGAUCUUGGUCUCUUCGACAUAUUAGCUGAGUGUGGCCCUUCCUCUGCUUCUAAGAUCAUGUCUUUCUUGUCUAAUCAGACACAAACACUUCAUGAUUCAAGCUUGGUCAAUAAGAUUCUUCGAUUUCUUGCGAGCUACUCUAUAGUCACAAGUUCUGUUUCCACUGAUCACGGUGAGCCAUGUGUGGUCUAUGGCUUAGCUCCUGUUGCCAAAUACUUCACCAAGAACCAAGAUGGAGGCGGCUCGUUGGCUCCGUUGAUGAAUCUGUUCCAGGACAAGGUCGUGAUUGAUAUGUGGUACAACCUUAAAGAUUCUGUUCUUGAAGGAGGGAUUCCAUUCGACAAAACUCAUGGUUCGAGCGCGGUUGAAUUGGUAGGAAGAGAUUCAAGAUUCAGAGAAGUGUUUCAAAACUCCAUGAAAGGUUUCAAUGAAGUAUUCAUGGAAGAGUUUCUCAAGAAUUACAAUGGUUUCAAUGGUGUGAAGUCUUUGGUUGAUGUUGGUGGUGGAGAUGGCUCUAUUCUCAGUAGAAUCAUCUCCAAGCAUCCUCACAUCAUCAAAGCUAUUAACUUUGAUUUACCCUUUGUAAUCAACACUACAUCAGCUUCUCCAGGAAUUGAGCAUAUUGCUGGAGACAUGUUUACAUGCAUUCCUAAAGGAGAAGCCAUUUUCAUGAAGUGGAUGCUACAUGGCUGGGACGAUGAGCAUUGCGUGAAGAUACUUACCAACUGUUAUCAAUCCUUACCAUCAAAUGGGAAGGUGAUUGUGGUGGAUAUGGUAAUCCCGGAUUUACCUGGAGACAGUCUCUUAGACAGAAGCUUGUUUCAGUUUGAGUUGUUCAUGAUGAACAUGAACCCAUCAGGGAAAGAAAGAACAAAGAAAGAAUUCGAGGUCCUAGCUCGUCUCGCUGGAUUUUCUAAUGUCCAAGUCCCAUUUACAUCUCUCUGUUUCUCAGUUGUAGAGUUCCACAAGAACGAGUGAUAUUCAAAAAUACACAUUUUACAGACUCAAAACUAAGUUUUCUACUGUUCCCUAUCUACUUGAAUACAUGAUUACUUUAAUA